AUGAAGGUAAUGCACGUUUCGCCCCAUGCACAGUUUCAGUCAUGCCGCGUAUCCGCCCUUAAGUCAUUCUCGACCACGGCGAGAUGGCUGGUCGAGGGCCAGUCCGACGCUCCCGAGACGGAGGCGGAGCUGAUGGAUUACAAGCAGCGCCGUCUCGAGCGCAUGGCAGCCUUGCAGAGUGGUGAAAACGCCCUGUUCAAGGAGACCCAUCCCCGGCUAGAGCACCGCACGGAAACAAUCCCCGAGACAAGCGAGGUCACGCUUUACGGUCGAAUACGGUCCAUUCGUCGGCACGGUUCCUUCCUCGUCUUCGUCAAUAUCGUCAACCAGUUUCAGGAGGUGCAGGCUAUGAUCAAUUGGAGCCGGGUCUCGCAAACCUCUGACAUUACCAAGAAGCAGUUCAAACUGUUUGCAAAACUGCUUGAGAAAGGGGACCACAUCUCUAUCACGGGCCGUGCCACUCGUACGAAUUCGGGGCAGUUGAGCAUUGAGGCGACUUGGAUUCCGGAGCUCCUCUCGCCGGCAUUAGAGCCUAUUCCCGAGGUCAUGACGGAAGCUGAGAAGAAGAUUCAGCGGCGUCAUGUUGACAUGCUUGUGAACCCAGAGGUAGCUGACACUCUUCGAUUGCGAGCGGCUAUCAUCGCAGGUCCCGUCCAAGGAGCUUGCUCUUCGGAUCGCCCCGAGCUGUGGCUCAAGAGGCUGGUGGUUGGCGGUGUGUCGAACGUGUUUGAGAUUGGACCUUCGUUCCGGAAUGAGGGUAUUGAUGGCACGCAUAACCCAGAGUUUACCAUGUGCGAAUUUUACAGCGCGUACACGAAUCUUCGCGACCUGGUUAAGCGGACAGAGGAUCUACUCUCGGGCCUGGCCGCACAUUGUCACCAACUGAUUUCGACAGAGCUCAAGUCAUUGCCACCCGUGGACGCCAAACUCUUCGAGGCGCCAUUCACCUAUGUGGAGUUUGUGCCAGCGCUCGAGAGUGCUCUCGGGUUUCACCUCCCCAAUUUGGCGUCGGAGACGGCGCUCCCAGAUCUCAUCACGGUUCUCAAGCUUGCCAACAUUCAUGUCCCCGGCGGGGCCCCAAACACCCUUCCCAAGCUUCUAGAUCGGCUCGCAGCCAUCUACUUGGAGCCUCUCUCAUUUGAGGGUCCUCUCUUCAUUACACACCACCCGACAUGCAUGUCGCCGCUUUCCAAGAGUUUUAUAUGCCCAAAGACAGGCCAGGAAGUGUCUGCGCGCGCCGAGCUCUUUAUCAAUGGGCGCGAACUAGCCAAUAUGUACGAAGAGGAGAACAACCCCGAUGUUCAACUGUACAAGAUGUUGCAGUAUCGCCAAUGCGCUAUUGAGAGGAACAAGAAUGCGACCUUGGAGGAUGAUGUGCUUGUCGAUGAGGUGGAAGCGGAGUCCGACCUUGUGGAUGAGGUGAUGGAGCAGACCAAUGUCAUGGAUGCUCUAGGAGAUGAGGCCGAGCCUGUCGACUUGGCCAUUGAGGAGGCCAUUGAUGAAGAGGCGCCGGCAGUAGACCGAAGCUACAUCCAGGCGCUCAGGGCCGGCCUACCCCCAACGGGAGGCUGGGGCUGCGGUAUCGAAAGGCUCGUCAUGGUUUUCUCGGGGGCUAAGAGAAUCAGCGAUUGCCUGAGCUUUGGGACUCUGAAGAACGUGGUUAGCUUGAAUGCGGGCACCGGCGGUGAGCCGCUGCAGACUAAAGUGCUCCCGAAACCCGUUGGGAGGGACAAGCUUGAGGCUCUGUCGCGGAGAUUAUGA
Messenger RNA from Parascedosporium putredinis, 1761 nucleotides. The record is from the annotation of a GenBank genome assembly. Lineage: Eukaryota; Fungi; Ascomycota; Sordariomycetes; Microascales; Microascaceae.